Molecule: messenger RNA, 1305 nt
Organism: Lathyrus sativus (Indian pea)
Lineage: Eukaryota; Viridiplantae; Streptophyta; Magnoliopsida; Fabales; Fabaceae
Source: the annotation of a GenBank genome assembly
AUGGCUCUGUUUUCCUCUGUUUCGCUCUGCAUGCUUCUUCUCCUAUCCUUCUUUUUCUUCCCAUGUUUCUCAUCAAAACCUAAUAAUCAUCGCCAUGCAAAUAACUCUUUCUCCUUCUCUUUCCCUUUAACAUCUCUUCCACUUUCCACAAACACUAAACUUUCUACCCUUUCAUCAUCUUCUUUAACUGUGAAAUCAUCUUUCAAAUACUCCAUGGCUCUUGUUGUGACUCUCCCCAUUGGAACACCACCACAGCUUCAACAAAUGGUUCUCGACACAGGUAGCCAACUUUCAUGGAUUCAAUGUCACGACAAAAAAACACCACAGAAUAAACAACUUCCGACAACCUCGUCUUUCGAUCCUUCUCUUUCCUCGUCUUUCUAUGUUCUCCCAUGUAACCACCCACUUUGUAAACCCCGUGUUCCCGAUUUUACCCUUCCCACAGAUUGUGACGCAAACCGUUUAUGUCAUUACUCUUAUUUCUACGCUGACGGAACUUUAGCCGAGGGUAAUCUCGUCAGAGAAACUAUCAAUUUCUCUCCUUCCGAAACUACCCCUCCUAUUAUCCUCGGUUGCGCUACUCAAUCUAAAGACGCUAAGGGUAUUUUGGGAAUGAAUCUUGGUCGUCUUUCGUUUUCUUCUCAAGCUAAAAUAACUAAGUUUUCCUAUUGUACCCCUUUAAAACAAACUCAACCCGCAUCCGGUUCGUUUUUCCUCGGAGAUAACCCGGAUUCGUCGCGAUUCCGUUACGUAAACUUGUUGACUUUUUCUCAAAGUCAACGCAUGCCAAAUUUGGACCCUUUGGCCUACACAGUUCCUUUACUAGGAAUUAGCAUUGGUGGGAAGAAAUUGAAUAUUCCACCUUCAGUUUUCAAACCGGAUGCUGGCGGGUCGGGUCAAACCAUGAUUGACUCCGGAUCCGAAUUCACUUAUUUAGUGGAUGAGGCUUAUAAUACAAUACGAGAGGAGUUGGUUAAAAAAGUGGGACCCAGAAUUAAAAAGGGCUACGUGUACGGUGGCGUAGCUGACAUUUGUUUUGAUGGAGAUGCGGUUGAGAUCGGACGGUUGGUGGGAGACAUGGUGUUUGAGUUUGAAAAAGGGGUGCAAAUAGUGGUUGCAAAAGAAAGAGUUCUUGCUGAGGUGGAGGGUGGGGUCCAUUGUUUUGCAAUUGGAAGAUCAGAAAGAUUGGGUGCGGGUAGUAACAUUAUUGGCAACAUACAUCAACAAAAUCUAUGGGUGGAAUUUGAUCUCGCCAAUCGUAGAGUUGGUUUCGGCGAGGCCGAUUGUAGCAAAUCGGCUAAAUAA